This is a messenger RNA of Clavispora lusitaniae ATCC 42720, 2061 nucleotides long. RefSeq names its product proline--tRNA ligase. Gene Ontology annotation, molecular function: ATP binding; proline-tRNA ligase activity; aminoacyl-tRNA deacylase activity. The record is from RefSeq and is a predicted model, not a curated record. Gene Ontology annotation, cellular component: aminoacyl-tRNA synthetase multienzyme complex; cytoplasm. Gene Ontology annotation, biological process: prolyl-tRNA aminoacylation. NCBI's taxonomy places the organism in Eukaryota, Fungi, Ascomycota, Pichiomycetes, Serinales, Metschnikowiaceae.
AUGGCACUCGAACAAACAUUAGCCGCCCUUUCUUUGGCUACAGUGACUUCUGAAAAUGCUCUUGCCACCAAGACCUUGAUUUUCAAGCCCAAAACUGCAAAGUCGGCGACUCCAGUUCCAGUGGUCGUUUUCGCAUUGCACUCUACUGCUACCCCCUCUGGCAUAAUUGCCAAAGCAGCAGGUGUGAAAGAACCAAGAUUGGCCAAGGAUGACUUGAUCCAAGAAUUUUUCGCCACAACCUCGAAGGAGGUUUCCAUCGCCAACGUAAACAAAGAUUUGGCUGGUAAAAUCAAAAUUGUUUUGGAUUCCGCCAUUAACUCUGCCGACAGCGAAACUCUUGUAGAGUUGGCCACAGAGCUGUCAAAAGUAGCUCUUCCAGCAAAGACCAUUGUCAGCUUCUUAGAAUCUACCGGAGUUGAAAUUAUCCCUGUUGAUUUUGAAGCCGAAGCUGCUGCUCCUACCCCAGCGCCAGCACCAAAGGACAAUACCAAGAAAGCUCUGUUGAAGAAGGAGAAAGAGGCAGCUAAAUUGGAGGAUGCCAAGUUGAUCGGAAUUACUGUUGACAAGGCCAAGGACUUUUCCUCGUGGUACUCUCAAGUCGUUGUAAAGGGUGAGAUGUUGGACUACUAUGAUGUUUCCGGUUGUUACAUCUUGAGACCAAACUCGUACUUUGUGUGGGAAGAGAUUCAAAACUGGUUCAAUGGCCACAUCAAGAAGAUGGGCGUCAAGAACUCUUACUUCCCUAUGUUUGUGUCUUCUAGAGUCUUGGAAAAGGAGAAAGACCAUGUCGAAGGAUUUGCACCAGAGGUCGCUUGGGUUACUCGUGCAGGCUCAUCUGAGUUAGAUGAACACAUUGCUAUCAGACCCACGUCGGAAACUGUUAUGUACCCUUACUACGCUAAGUGGAUCAGAUCGCACCGUGACUUGCCUUUGAGAUUGAACCAGUGGAACUCUGUGGUAAGAUGGGAGUUCAAGCACCCACAACCUUUCUUGAGAACAAGAGAGUUCUUGUGGCAAGAGGGCCACACCGCUCACUUGACCAAAGAAGGUGCCGCCACCGAAGUGGAGCAGAUUUUGGAUCUCUACAGGGGCGUGUACGAAGAGUUGUUGGCUGUUCCUGUUGUUAAGGGUAGAAAGACCGCCAAUGAAAAAUUUGCUGGUGCUGAUUACACCACCACAUGUGAAGGUUUCAUUGCAGCUACCGGAAGAGGUAUUCAGGGUGCCACUUCCCAUCACUUGGGCACCAACUUCUCCAAGAUGUUUAACAUCUCCGUGGAAAACCCUGAAGGUCCAGAAAAGGAACGUGUGUUCGCUUUCCAAAACUCCUGGGGUUUGUCCACUAGAGUUAUUGGUGUUAUGAUUAUGACUCAUUCCGACAACAAGGGUUUGGUAUUGCCUCCUCGUGUGGCCCAAAACCAAGUCGUGGUCGUGCCUGUAGGCUUGACUUCGAAAUCUACACCUGAACAAAGAGAUGCUGUCAAUGGUGGUGCCAAAAAAGUGGAGGAUGCAUUGGCUGAUGCCGGCUUGAGAGUGGUUGGUGACUACAGAAACAACUACUCCCCAGGAUGGAAAUUUGCUGACUGGGAAUUGAAGGGUGUACCAUUGCGUGUUGAGUUUGGACCAAAGGAUUUGGCUGCAGGCCAGGUUACCGCUGUUAGACGUGACAAUGGUGAGAAAUACGUUGUCAAGUUGGGUGACUUGAGCACGAGAAUCCCUGAACUUUUGGAACUUACCCAAAGAGAAAUGUUGGAAAGAGCACGCAAGGCUUUUGACGAACACCGUGUCUUGGUUGAAGACUGGAAGGACUUUGUGCCAACUUUGAACGCUAAGAAUGUCAUUGUUGCCCCUUGGUGUGGUGUGCCAGAGUGUGAAGACGACAUCAAAGAUGCAUCUGCCAAGAAGGAUGAUGGUGAAGAAGAGGAGGAAGAUGAGCGUGCUCCAUCUAUGGGUGCAAAGUCAUUGUGCAUUCCAGAUGAACAGCCUCAAUUAAAAGAGAACCAGAAGUGUGUCAGAUGUGACAAGAAGGCCGUCACCUUCUGCAUGUUCGGCAGAUCCUACUGA